Molecule: messenger RNA, 1806 nt
Organism: Arabidopsis arenosa
Lineage: Eukaryota; Viridiplantae; Streptophyta; Magnoliopsida; Brassicales; Brassicaceae
Source: the annotation of a GenBank genome assembly
AUUUUCUUCGAAAUUCAUGUGGUUUUUUUCUUUCCACUGAUAUUCUCUGGAUCUUUAAAGAAAUUCCGAAUCAUGGGUUUGGUUCUUCUGGUUACGACUCUCUCAAAGUUCAAAUCUUUCCUUAAAAAGGAUUAAACUUUUUUUCCUUUUGGUUCUGAAUAAUCCAAAAUCAAGCUUUGGCCUUCAAUGGUGGCUAUGUUUCAAGAAGAUAAUGGAACAUCUUCUGUAGCUUCAUCACCACUUCAAGUCUUCUCAACUAUGUCUCUCAAUAGACCGACUCUCCUCGCUUCUUCAUCACCGUUUCAUUGUCUCAAAGAUCUCAAACCUGAGGAGCGUGGUCUCUACUUAAUCCACCUCUUGCUAACUUGCGCCAACCACGUGGCUUCAGGUAGCCUCCAAAACGCUAACGCAGCGCUCGAGCAGCUCUCUCACCUCGCUGCUCCUGACGGCGACACGAUGCAGCGUAUAGCUGCUUACUUCACCGAAGCGCUCGCUAACAGAAUCCUUAAGUCCUGGCCUGGUCUCUACAAGGCUCUUAACGCAACUCAGAUAAGAACCAACAAUGUCUCUGAGGAGAUUCAUGUUAGAAGACUCUUCUUUGAGAUGUUCCCGAUACUCAAAGUCUCUUACUUGCUCACUAAUCGAGCUAUACUUGAGGCUAUGGAAGGAGAGAAGAUGGUUCAUGUGGUUGAUCUCGAUGCUUCUGAGCCAGCUCAAUGGCUUGCUUUGAUUCAAGCUUUUAACUCUAGGCCUGAAGGUCCACCUCAUUUGAGAAUCACUGGUGUUCAUCAUCAGAAGGAAGUGCUUGAACAAAUGGCUCAUAGACUCAUUGAGGAAGCAGAGAAGCUCGAUAUCCCGUUUCAGUUUAAUCCUGUUGUGUGUAGAUUAGACUGUUUAAAUUUAGAACAGUUGCGGGUUAAAACAGGAGAGGCCUUGGCCGUUAGCUCGGUUCUUCAAUUGCAUACCUUCUUGGCCUCUGAUGAUGAUCUCAUGAGAAAGAACUGCGCUUUACGGUUUCAGAACAACCCUAGUGGAGUUGACUUACAGAGAGUUCUAAUGAUGAGCCAUGGCUCUGCAGCCGAGGCACAUGAGAAUGAUAUGAGCAACAAUGGGUAUAGCCCGAGUGGUGACUCGGCCUCAUCUUUGCCUCUACCUAGUUCAGGAAGGACUGAUGGCUUCCUCAAUGCAAUUUGGGGGUUAUCUCCAAAGGUCAUGGUGGUCACUGAGCAAGACUCAGACCACAACGGCUCCACACUAAUGGAGAGGCUUUUAGAAUCACUCUACACCUACGCAGCAUUGUUUGAUUGCUUGGAAACAAAAGUUCCAAGAACGUCUCAAGAUAGGAUCAAAGUGGAGAAGAUGCUCUUCGGGGAGGAGAUCAAGAACAUCAUAGCCUGCGAGGGAUUUGAGAGAAGAGAAAGACACGAGAAGCUUGAGAAAUGGAGCCAGAGGAUCGAUUUGGCUGGUUUUGGGAAUGUUCCUCUUAGCUACUAUGCGAUGUUGCAGGCUAGGAGAUUGCUUCAAGGGUGCGGUUUUGAUGGGUAUAGAAUCAAGGAAGAGAGCGGGUGCGCAGUGAUUUGCUGGCAAGAUCGACCUCUAUACUCGGUAUCAGCUUGGAGAUGCAGGAAGUGAAAGAACAUGAAUGAUAUGUACACUUUGUGUUAUCUUUUGUUUAUGAGCAGAGUCCCUUUCUUUUGUAUACAUAGGGACACAAUCUUAGUUGUUUUGUGAUUGUGACUUCCUGUCUCUUUAUUCUAUUUUGGCAAAUGCUUCUACUGCCUCUGCAUAUAAAGCCUUUCUAGUUUU